Messenger RNA from Gasterosteus aculeatus aculeatus (three-spined stickleback), 2219 nucleotides. RefSeq lists its product as uncharacterized. The record is from RefSeq and is a predicted model, not a curated record. Gene Ontology annotation, molecular function: transmembrane transporter activity; protein heterodimerization activity. Lineage: Eukaryota; Metazoa; Chordata; Actinopteri; Perciformes; Gasterosteidae. Gene Ontology annotation, cellular component: plasma membrane. Gene Ontology annotation, biological process: bile acid and bile salt transport.
UCUAAUAACAGAUUUUUUAUACAUGAGACCACAACAGCUCUGCAUCCUGUCAGACAACAUUUUCCUCAUUAAGACAGAACUGUAUGUCUAGUACAAUCCGUCACUGAUGUUUGUCGCAUUUGUUGUUUCAGGCUCCUCCCCAUGAACUUUGGAAAGACUUUUUUUAUCUAUCCAUUUUCCACAGUCCUUCUCACCUCAGCCAUAGACAAGACAUCAUACAAAUAUGUUGUUUGGUGCCUGGAUCAUAUUGUUCCCUCUCCUGUUGGGGGCGAGAGCGUUCAUGAUCCACAACACCCAGAGCAGCCUGUGUCUGGCGGAAUCUUCAGCUACGGGGGAAGUCCUGCUGAAAAAGUGCAAUGUGGACUCAGAGUCUCAGCAGUGGAUCUGGAUUGAUCGGAGCAAGCUGAUGUGUGUUGGAUCGUCCAGAUGUUUGUCGGCCCUGCAGAGUCAACUUCUCGGUACUCGGCCCUGCUUGGGAUCAGAGGUAGAUGCAACAGGAUUAUUGUGGGACUGUGACAGAGGCAGACUGGUCAGCAGGAACACAUCAACGCUGCUGUCAGCAGAUGGCUGGCGUCUGGUUCUCACCCACGACAGCAAACUCUCCAAGUGGAAAUCUCUGGAUGUAGGAGACAUCUGCCAGGAGAAGCUCAGAUCCAAGAGGGCAUCUGAUGAUCUAGAAGAGUUUGAGGCUACAGAGCAGCAGACAGGCAAAGCGGCGGCCAUGACGGACGAACAGAGAGAAUACUUCCGCUGGUAUUAUCGCACUGAGGACCCAACCACAUGGACUUUUGUGCUGCUGGGACUGGCCUUUGUCUGCCUUCUUAUUGGUUUUCUGCUCCUGGGAAUGGGAACCAUGGCCAGCAAGAAUAGAAAGAAGAUUGCAAUGUACAAGGCAGCUGCUGCUGUUUCUGUUAAAGGUGAGGCGCUGCGGAUCAUUUCAGUGCUCAGAGAUGACAGCAGCAAACCAUCACUUGAAAGGCUGAUGACGGGAAACAACGGGGAAGUGAGCGAGCUCAAAGCAGGAAACAUCAUGGUCACAUGGAAAGACGGCAACACAUCCUGCCUGUACUCAGAUCCCACAGCAGAUGAGGAUAAACAGGAGGAGGAUCAGGGCGAGAAAAAGGAGGAGAAACAGGAGGAGGAUCAGGGCGAGAAAAAGGAGGAGGAUCAGGGCGAGAAAAAGGAGGAGAAACAGGAGGAGGAUCAGGGCGAGAAAAAGGAGGAGAAACAGGAGGAGGAUCAGGAAGAGAAAAAGGAGGAGAAACAGGAGGAGGAUCAGGAAGAGAAACAGGAGGAGCUGUCCGCUGAUGAGGCAGAGAAGACCAUGGAGUGAAUAAUGUCCUCCUGUAACGAGCAGGACAGAAGCAGAAGCACUUGCCUCUCAUAUGUUUUAACCCUUCAUCACCCACUGCUCCGCCUCAUGUUGCUAACAGCAUGUACAACUUUGAUUGACUGCUUUGAAGUUACAAAGCAUUAGGUUUAGACUCCCGACACUCAACAUAUUAAAUCAAUCCCUGAACCCCUGACGUUAUGACCACAUGUACUGUCGGAUGGAUUCAAAACAAUCCAAAAAUUUGAAUGUUGGCAUAAUGUUAAAAGAGAUGUACCAUGCGUUUUCACUCAUGAAUUAACUAAAAUAUUACAUGAUAUUUGAAGAAAAUAAAGAUUCAGCAAUAUUAAAUGAUUAAAAUGAUUUCCUAUUCAUGACAUGCCAGCCUUCCUCAAGGGGUAGAUUCUACCCCCAACGGUAGCUGACUAUGGUGCUGGAAUUGUAGGUUUGGUCUACCUAUAGGUCUACCUAUAUAUAUUUAUAAGUCGAUUUUUACACAAAAUAGCAACAUGAAUUGAAUGAAAUGAAAAAAAAAUGAAAAAAAACGUGUGAAAUUUUUUUUUGUAACAAACCCACAUGUUUAAUAAAUAAAUGCAUUUGAGCUCCUCUUUUCACGUACACACAAGCCAGCAUUAGCCUGGUUUGUGCAGCUAACGUCAGCCCACAGCUAACUUCAUUCAUUCAGCAACAUUCAUAUAAAUAUGCUAAAUUGGAUGAAGUCGGGAAACUGUCAGGGGGACAUCUGCAACCAUCAGUCAUGAGAGGAGAUGGACGGAGAGAGGGAAGAAUCGGGUUGUGAUUUGUAACUUUACAUUUUUAAUUUUAAUUAAUGUAACUGCUAUGUAUGGUAAUUGUAAAUUAAAUAUGAUGCAAUCUGCCUCUGAGCCUG